Molecule: messenger RNA, 2516 nt
Organism: Gloeophyllum trabeum ATCC 11539
Lineage: Eukaryota; Fungi; Basidiomycota; Agaricomycetes; Gloeophyllales; Gloeophyllaceae
Exons: 14
Coding region: 81-2405 (774 amino acids)
Biological process (GO): proteolysis
Molecular function (GO): dipeptidyl-peptidase activity; serine-type endopeptidase activity
Source: RefSeq, a predicted model, not a curated record
UGGCUGCACUAAUAGGUGCUCUGGCAGCCCGGAAAUAUUCGGGCUCGUCGUACCAUGUCCCCGGUGCACAGCAUAUUACAAUGGAUCAUAUAUUUAAUGGUACAUUCUCAGUGGACAGACAAGGUGUGCGUUGGAUACCCGAAGCUGGUGAUGGCGUGUUUUCGAUUUUCGAGGGCGGCUACAUCAAGCUUGUAGACCUGAAAACGAAUAGGACCGAGAAUCUAGUCGCUAGGUCAGACGUCAAGGACGAGCACGGGAGACAAUUGGGUUGGUCCGAGUGGAGGGUCUCAGCGGACAUGCAGUACAUGCUGAUCAAGACUAACUACCGGAAGCAAUGGCGCCAUUCCUCCCUGGGCAACUACUACUUGCAUUCCAUCCGCGACAAGACCACCGUCCCGCUGCACACCCCUUCCAAUCCACCAGUGACCUCUUACGCGACGUUCUCUCCUUCUGGAUUAUCCAUAGCCUACGUUUCUUCUAAUGAUAUCUACAUAAUCCCUUCCCUCUCCGCACUAUUCACCUCCUCGUCAUCCUCCCUACCGGCUCCUAUCCGCCUGACUUUCACAGGGAACGAGACUCUCAUCCACGGCGUGCCCGACUGGGUGUACGAAGAGGAAGUAUACGGUGCCGAUCACACGCUCUGGUGGUCUCCCGACUCUAAUAGCCUUGCAUACUUGUCUUUCGACGAGACGGACGUGGACGUGUUCUCAUUUCCUAUUUAUAACCCCACGGAGGACAGCUACAAGGUCGUGCCUUACACUCAGGACGUCAAAGUCAAGUAUCCAAAGCCGGGCUACAAGAACCCGCUAGUUAAUAUCCGCGUCUUCGAGCUAGACAAGUACUUGGACGGCGAGUUCGACGAAGAGGACAGGACACGGCCCGCGGCAGUAUCGUCCUUGACUUUGACUCUUGACUGGUCAGACCGUCAGCGACCACAAGACAGCAUCGUUCAGGAGGUGGCCUGGAUAGCGAACCAAACCUUACUUGUGAAGGAAGUUAACAGGGCCGCCGACCGAGGAAGCGUCGUAUUGUUCGACCUUAGCCAAAGUGCUCGCGCCAACAUUGGAAAGGUCGUUAGAACACUUGGAAAAGAUUCCGAGGAAUGGGAUGGAGGUUGGAUUGAUAGCGCUCAGAAUAUAUACCCCUUGUCCAGCAAUCUCGGUCCAGGCGGGUCGGGUGCGCCGGCAUAUCUGGACAUUGUCCCGGAUGCGAAAGGCUACAACCACAUUGCAUUAUUCAGCCCUGCAGACUCCAGCAAGCCCGUCUUCCUGACGACUGGGGAGUGGGAAGUCACUGGUAAUAUCUUGGGUGUGGACAAGAAUGGUACAAUCUACUUCCAAGCGGCUCGCCCAUCUACUGAUCGCCAUAUAUCUGCCGUACAACUCCCUUCAUCUGUCGCAUCUCAUAAGGCUGGAGCCCCUACCGACCUGACAGACUUGUCGGUCCCGGCCUAUUACGACGCCCACUUCUCACCAAAUGCGGGGUUCUACCUGCUUAGUUACCAAGGCCCAGGGAUCCCAUGGCAAAAGAUCCUCCAAGUUAGCAAUGAGUCGUUCAAUUACGUGCUCACGGACAAUGCCCAGCUCAAUCGGACGUACGAGCAGUACGAGUCGCCGAUAAUUUCCCACUCGACGAUCGACAGCGAUGGUUAUGAGCUGAACGUUCUGGAGAUGCGCCCGCCGAAAAUGGACGAUUCAGGGCGGACAAAGUACCCAGUGUUAUUCCGGGUGUAUGGCGGGCCAGGCUCGCAAAUGGUGAGCAACCGAUUCGAGCGGGACUGGCACCACUAUGUUGUGUGCGGACUCAAGUACAUUGUCGUCGUUGUCGAUGGCAGGGGGACUGGGUUCAAGGGCAGGAAGCUGCGGAACCCGGUUCGCGAGAAUCUAGGAUUCUGGGAGACGAAGGACCAGAUAAACGCCGCUAGGACGUGGGCGGCAAAGGCGUAUGUUGAUCCCAAACGUAUUGGGAUCUGGGGAUGGUCAUAUGGUGGAUUCAUGAGCUCGAAGGUAGCGGAAGCUAACGCUGGGAUUCAUUCAUUGGCUAUGGCUGUAGCGCCAGUGACGAGCUGGCGCCUGUAUGAUUCAAUAUACACGGAACGGUACAUGAACUUGCCCGACCUGAAUCCUGAGGGCUAUGUCAACGCGUCUAUCUCCAACGUGACUGGGUUCCACAAUGUGGACUUCCUGUUGGCGCAUGGCAGCGGGGACGAUAACGUGCAUUUCGCCAAUUCGGCGCACCUGCUGGACAUGUUCACGCGGGCACAGGUCAGGGACUUCAGGUUUAGGAUGUUUACCGACAGUGAUCACGGAAUCAACCGGCGCGGUGCGUAUCGCGAGCUAUUUGAGUGGAUGACAGCAUUCCUGCUGGAGAAAUGGGGGAAGGGCGGGAGGCGACGAAGCUGGUGAUAGCAACGGGAUAUCGAGCACCUGCUGUGCUGGAUAAAUUUGAUAGCUUGAGUGCAGGAUUCUGCCAGACAUUGCAAAGCUAUACAGCCUGGACGCAGGUCGAGAUGACGG